This is a messenger RNA of Linum trigynum, 1433 nucleotides long. Lineage: Eukaryota; Viridiplantae; Streptophyta; Magnoliopsida; Malpighiales; Linaceae. The record is from the annotation of a GenBank genome assembly.
GUUCUGAAUUUGAUCACAUCCGAAGUUGCCAGUGAGCUGCUAAAUCCUCCUUUACUAAUAAUUACUUGAUCGGUAAAUCGACUCUUUCCCGUUCGCCGCCGGAAUGUCUCUUGCUCUAGGAGUAAGGCUGAUUUCCCGGCCAGCAACUACUUCCGAUCUCUUGUUUCCUCCCCAGCCUCAGAACACAACAAAUUCUUCCACUCUCAGUUCGCCCGCCCAAAUCUACCGCCCGGGAAACACUCACAGAGGCGGGACUACGGCACGCCAGGAAGCAGAUCCGAUCAAUUCCAGCUUCGGCCUCAGCCUAUGUCUUCACGCCUUCCACUCGAGUAAGACCCCCGGUAGCUGCGGAAAGAUGAUGAAAAGGUUUUGCCGGAUGUAUUUCGGCAAACAGAGCUUCGCGGCCGCGGCCGGUGGUGCGGGGUCGGGUCAUCCGGCGGAGGAAUCGGAUCUUCAGCUGAACGGAGAUGGUGGCUCCUGUGGCGGGGACGGGGGCGGUGGAGGAAAAGAGGGCAGCGGUGGGAGUUUUGACGGCGGCGAUUUGAAAUUGGAAGCGUUUUCGCUGUGGUGGUGGUGGCAACGGCAGUCGCAACCCGAAACUGGGAAGAAAAGGUUCGAAAUUUAUAUGCCGAUCGAAACUGGGUGGCGGCCGGAGAAGAAAUUUUCGGAAAGGGGAAAAAAUUCGAACAAAGGCGAGGAGCGGCGGAGGUGGUGGCGGCGUCUUUUGGGGAACCUGAAGAAGGCGCUUGGGAAAAUCCCAGAGACUCUUCUGGAAGCAAUUCUAUUGCCAUUCGUUUGGACAGCCAUAUUAAUAUCGGAGCCAGCAUCGCGGCGGUUUUACCGGCAGUGUUUCCGGCCAUUCGUACCGUACCCAAUUGCCUUCAUUCAGUACUUCAAUAAGUCGUUUGAUUAUGUUAUGACCGUCACGCUUCUACUGAUGUCGGGCACAUCUCUGCUGCUCUUAGCGCUUCUGUGGUGGUGGGCUUGGCGGUGCCACCUCGGUGGUGACACUGACUCCGCCGGAGACGACAGCGUUGUUGGUCAACAUUCUCAGGAUGAUUACGACGGCGAUGAAGAUUGAAUCGUAGCUGUUUUCCCCUUUUACUAGUUAGUUUUCAUUGAAGGCCUGUAGUGUUUUUCUGUUUUUUCAUAACGGGUUCUGUUAUUGCCUUGUUUCGCUGUAAUUUGAUUGAGGAAGUCAGUUAUAAUUAUGAACAUUUUUCAAUCUAUUAAAACUAGUUGAUUCAUAACAUGAUAUGAGAAUUUAUAUUGUUGUGAAAUCACGUGUCAAGUACUACCAACUUCUAAUAUCAACUGUGAAUCUAAAGCACAUUGAUAUGACAUGUUAGCAUAAGGGAGAACUAGUUAGGUCUGGAUUCGAGUGACAGUUUGUUACAAGAAUCAAGUCAUCUUAAUAACUGGGCCUCGUUCUG